AUGGAGUCCGAGAUCCUCCAAGCCCUCACUGAAUACAAAGAUUGUGUUACGAAACAUAAUCUCUCAGCCGUGAAAAGGCUGGUCGAGUAUGCCGCGACAGAAGAGUAUUUGCCAGAGUAUCUCGAAGAAUAUCCUGAAGAUGAACGCGCAGAACACAUGGAAGAAACAGAUGAAGAAAUUGCGCAAUUGCGUCUUGAUUGGAUACUCCAGAAACUGGGACAGGGAGGGAGCGAGCUGAUUACUCGACCUGAGGAUGUUCUCACCCACUGGGACGUAUAUUCGCAGCGGAGCGGACUUAAUGGGGCUGCGUUCGAUGACCGAGACUUGGAGAAGAGGUCAGAGCUAAUGAACGACUAUAUUGGUGGGCUUCGCGACGGUUUGCAGGCCCUGGGUGGCGAGGCUCCCGCUUUGGACCUCCCUCAGGACUCUCUUGUUCUUCUUGCCCACGUUGAUACUCUCGAGGGGCAUAAGUGGUACGAGGAGAAAGAUCAAGGCCGGCAAACUGUGUUCUUUAAUGGCUUCCUUGACUACGAUCAAGCUAAGAAAGCUGUGCUUUCCGACGACGGGCUGAAGGAGGACAAUGCCUAUCUAGGCGGCCGAUACCCCGACUAUGAGCAUGUGGUAGCUGGUUGGAAAUGCGGAUCUGCACCUGAAGGUGGCUGUUACAUUAUCUAUGGCCGCCAAAAACUCGAAGAUGAGGCCAGUUGGUUCUAUCACGUCAACAAGGGACAGUUUGGGACAGAAAUGUUCAAGAGUGUUGUCGACUUGCUCAAAUGGUAUCAACAAUACAACAUCCCUGAUGAAGGAGCCGUGGAGUACGCUUGUUCUAUGUUAUGGUGGUAG
Molecule: messenger RNA, 843 nt
Organism: Clonostachys byssicola
Lineage: Eukaryota; Fungi; Ascomycota; Sordariomycetes; Hypocreales; Bionectriaceae
Source: the annotation of a GenBank genome assembly